AUGGCCUCGGCUGCCAGGACUGCCUCCCGGGCCUUCUCCCGAUCUACCCCUGCCACCUCCUCUCUCAGACCGGCUGCUCGCAGCUCCCGCUUCGCUCUUCAGACUCAAACACUCCGUUUCGCUCCUCGUCGCGGAUAUGCUUCUGAGGCGGAACCGAAGAAGUCGUCCAAUUCCUGGCUGUGGAUAGCUGGUAUCGCCGCCGUCGGCGGGUAUGGCGCCUACCUCUACCAGAAAGGUGACAGCCCAUUGGUAACCAAGACGUUCGUCCCCACCAAGGAGGACUACCAGAAGGUGUACGAUGAGGUUGCAAGAUUGCUGGUGGAGAAGGAUGACUAUGACGAUGGUAGCUAUGGACCGGUUCUUGUUCGUUUGGCAUGGCACUCCAGCGGUACCUAUGAUAAGGAGACGGGUACCGGUGGUAGCAACGGAGCUACCAUGAGGUUCGCGCCCGAAGCGGAACACGGUGCCAACGCCGGGCUCAAGGUCGCAAGAGACUUCCUGGAACCUGUCAAGGCGAAAUUCCCCUGGAUUUCUUACGGUGAUCUCUGGACCCUUGCUGGUGCUUGCGCCAUCCAGGAAGCUGGCGGUCCUGCCAUCCCUUGGAGGCCUGGUCGUCAGGACCAGGAUGUCUCCGCCUGCACUCCUGACGGACGCCUCCCUGAUGCUGCCAAGGACCAGAGGCACGUUCGUGACAUCUUCUACCGCAUGGGCUUUAGUGACCAAGAGAUUGUUGCCCUGCUUGGUGCACACGCUCUUGGACGUGCACACCCCGACCGCUCUGGUUUCGAUGGCCCCUGGGAUUUCAGCCCAACUGUCUUUACCAACGAGUUCUUCAAGCUCCUGUUGGGCGAGAAGUGGGUUCACAGGAAGUGGAGCGGUCCUGACCAAUUUACCGACAACUCGAGCAAGUCUCUGAUGAUGCUUCCGACCGACAUGUCCCUGAUCAAGGAUAAGGAGUUCAAGAAGUACGUCGAGCUCUAUGCCAAAGACAACGACACCUUCUUCAAGGACUUCUCCGACGCCUUCGUCAAGCUCCUCGAGCUUGGUGUCCCCUUUACCAACAAGCCUGAAGACCGAUUCGUCUUCAAGACUUCCGAGUAG
This is a messenger RNA of Monascus purpureus, 1101 nucleotides long. Lineage: Eukaryota; Fungi; Ascomycota; Eurotiomycetes; Eurotiales; Aspergillaceae. The record is from the annotation of a GenBank genome assembly.